GGAGGCUUCCCACCCGCAGCCUGCCAAAUGUUCCUCCUCGGGAUCUUCUCGCUGACGCUCAGCCUGGUCAGCCAAAGGCCGGCAGCCCGCGCCGAAUCCAACCUGAGCUCCUUCGGCAAGUUCCAGGGGUCGAGCGCCAAAGAGCAAAACGGAGUGCAAGAACCACACCAUGAGAAGGUUAUUACUGUAUCCACUAAUGGAAGUAUUCACAGCCCUAAGUUUCCUUAUACUUAUCCUCGCAACAUAAUACUUGUGUGGCGAUUAGUUGCAGUUGAAGAGAAUAUGUUGAUACAACUUACUUUUGAUGAAAGAUUUGGGCUUGAGGACCCAGAAGAUGAUAUAUGCAAGUAUGACUUCGUAGAAGUGGAAGAGCCCAGUGAUGGCACCGUCUUAGGGCGGUGGUGUGGUUCUGCUGCUGUUCCAGGAAAGCAGAUUUCUAAAGGAAACCAAAUCAGGAUAAGAUUUGUUUCUGAUGAGUAUUUUCCUUCUGAACCUGGAUUCCAUAUUCAUUAUAAUCUUCUUACAACACUUCACAUGGAAUCAGCCAGUCCAACGGUGUUGCCACCAUCAGCUUUACCGUUAGAAUUGCUAAACAAUGCUGUUGCCGCAUUUAGUACCAUAGAAGAACUUAUCAGGUACCUUGAGCCUGAAAGGUGGCAGUUAGACUUGGAAGACCUAUACAAGCCAACUUGGCACCUCCUCGGGAAAGCCUACAUUCAUGGCAGAAAAUCAAGAGUUGUAGAUUUGAACCUGCUGAAGGAGGAAGUAAGAAUGUAUAGCUGUACUCCACGCAACUUCUCCGUGUCAGUACGAGAGGAAUUGAAACGAACAGACACCAUUUUUUGGCCACUUUGUCUGCUGGUUAAACGUUGCGGUGGAAAUUGUGGCUGUUGUCAACAUUCUUGCAGUGAAUGCCAAUGUGUCCCUACCAAAGUCACCAAAAAGUAUCAUGAGGUCCUGCAGCUGAAACCCAGAAGUGGCGUAAGAGGAUUGCAUAAAUCUUUGACAGAUGUCCCUUUGGAUCACCAUGAGGAGUGUGACUGUGUGUGUAAAGGAAAUACAGAAGGAUAAAAGGAACUUCUUUCUUCUACAGCACAUUGAAUUAGAGGCUUAUUCUGUUCUGGGGCUUGUGCAUUAAUCUCCUUGUAUAAUCUCAGUUGUUUCCUUUGAAAAAAAUCUUCCGUGUUCAAGAUUGAUGGUUCAGGGGAGAUGGAGAGAGAAGAAAUGAAACUGGGAUUAUGUAUGCAAUGUAACAGCACAUGAAAGCCCAUUAAAACUAUCCGCAGAAGGCAUUCAUGAGGAUUUGUUUUCCUCUACCUUGAUAUAAAUAGAUAAUAUCAUCUCUUUUUCAGCUCAUCCUGAAUUUUAAGUUUAGAAAUGCUCAAAGCCUGAACUUUUCUAAUAGCCUUCCUUCUGCCGGUCAGUUACUUCUGGCUUAUCAUUCUAAACAGCUGGGAUCUUACUUCACUUAUUGCAAUAACUCUACACAUCCUAAAUUAAAGUGUUAAUUGCUUAAAACUGUGUUAUUCCGAGUUAAACUUAUGUUUUUCACUUAUAGAUGUGAAAAAGACUGCACACUUUUCUAUGUUUUUUCCCAGUCAGGUUCCUAUCAUUUUGCAAAAAUGCCUGGUUGGUAUAUGUGAGCAAAGAGGAAAAAAAUUGAAACCAAUGAAGUGUCUUUAUUCCUCCCGCUAGUGCCUUCAAGGAUUUUUUCUUUGUUUGUUUAUAUUUUUAUAUUUUUGUUGUGUACAUUUUUAUACUCUUUGAUGCAUAACAAUUUGCUUUUCUAAUCUUGUUAAAUAUAUCUAUUUUUUACCAAAGGUAUUUAAUUUUCUUUGUAUUUACAACCUAGAAAAAUUGUAUUUUAAUCUUGUAAAACCUGGAGUCAGCAUUACAGGAAGAGGAUAGAAAGAAUUACUGGUUGUAUAAUUUAAGGAAUGUAGUGGUGCAUGUGCACAUAGAAAAAUAAAGCAGAUGAAAAUAUCACUCUGACUUUACAGUUGUAGAUAAGCAGAUUCAUGAUGCUGGGAUAAGAAGGAACAUAAUAGCUGUUUUAAGCCUUUUCAUAUUCUAGUACCUUGAACUAGAGAAAAUGUCUGUGAACAUAGAAGCAGGCUUCAGCAUGCAUAAAUAAGAAAAUAAAUACCAUUUGUUGCAUGAAAGGUUACUGGCAUAAAUCUGAUAAGCAUCAGAAUACUUAUCAGAGGAUAGCUGUCAACCUGCAUUGCACUGGCUUGAGUAUCUGUACUAUCUACAUCCUGGCAGAAUUAUUUUUUGCAGAAAACUAGUUGUUAUACGUGACCUAUGAUAGAUUGGGAAGCAGGUAUGUUCAUGAAAAACAAAAACAAAUUGCAACACAAUGGGAUCUUGUCACCAUAUUAUAUAAUGGGUUGAUUUAAAAUAUGCACAUAUUUAUUGCUACAGACAUAUGGAUUUUAAUAUUAUCAUUGACAGUUGCUUCCUCAUAAGGCUAUAGCUUCCAGUAUUUUAAUGGUGUAUAAUUUUUGAAAUGUGGUUUUGCUUACAGUAUGUACAGUUUAUAUAUAAACUAGUACAUUUAUUCUCAUCUUGGACAAGAAGGGAAGAAGUAGUAAAAUAUUUUGCUUGUAAAAUACUUCUAAAUUGUCUAGUGUUGUUUUGUGUGAAUACCUGUUUCCUUUUAUUGUUUGGGUUUAUGUAAUUAACAAAAUAAUUAUUGGGAUAGAAAGAACUCCCUAUACCUACCUUAUGGAAGGUAGUUACCAUAUAAUUUUAAAGUAUUGUUUUUUUAUAUGUGGCAUAUGCUAUGUAGCAAUCUAAUCUCUUCCAUUUCAGUUGUUACAGGAAAUCUAUGAACAGCUGCAUGCAAAUAUUUAGGAACAUCUGGUUAACUUGUAUGUUUUACUGAAUGCCUAAAUCAGGGGUAUCAAACUGGUGGCCCUCAGGCCAGAUGUGUCCCGCACUGGCCAUACCCACCACAGCUCCACAAAGGAGGGAAACAUCGCAAUACAUCACUUGACGGCAACGUGAUGCCACAAGGUUGACGCCCAUGGCUUAAAUGAACAGAAGUUGACACAACCUCAGCAUGAGAAAAAGAUAAACAGAACACCUUCUUGCAAAUGUUGAUGCAUACUUGUUAUUUCAAUACAGUUGUGUACAGGUUCACAAUAAAUUAAUAGUAAAUAUGACAAGUGCAGAAGCUUGGAUCAUUUCAUCCAGUAGUUUGUAACACCCCCUUUUCAGAAAUAAUGAUAUCCUAAGCUUCGUAUGGCCAACUCACUCUUUCUUACCAAACCUUUCUAGCUUGGAAAAACUAUUAGGUUUCCUUGCACAGAGAUCUUCCUACAUAUUUUCAAUAACACUUUAAUUGAAAAAUAACUUUACCUUGGAACCAUUUUAAUGUUAUAAAACAAGAAAUGCUUUCUAAGUACCUGAUAGAUAAAACACAUGCCUAAAUAUGAUACCUUGGAUUUAUAGAUCUGCUUCAGUGGCCUUGAUUUAAGACUUAUAAGG
Molecule: messenger RNA, 3492 nt
Organism: Pseudonaja textilis
Lineage: Eukaryota; Metazoa; Chordata; Lepidosauria; Squamata; Elapidae
Gene: PDGFC
Product: platelet derived growth factor C
Biological process (GO): positive regulation of MAP kinase activity; positive regulation of ERK1 and ERK2 cascade; positive regulation of cell population proliferation
Cellular component (GO): membrane
Molecular function (GO): growth factor activity; platelet-derived growth factor receptor binding
Source: RefSeq, a predicted model, not a curated record